This is a messenger RNA of Oncorhynchus tshawytscha (Chinook salmon), 3367 nucleotides long. It is a transcript of the gene pip5kl1, whose product is annotated as phosphatidylinositol-4-phosphate 5-kinase-like 1. The record is from RefSeq and is a predicted model, not a curated record. Gene Ontology annotation, biological process: phosphatidylinositol metabolic process. NCBI's taxonomy places the organism in Eukaryota, Metazoa, Chordata, Actinopteri, Salmoniformes, Salmonidae. Gene Ontology annotation, molecular function: phosphatidylinositol kinase activity. The transcript is spliced from 9 exons. Bases 902 to 2002 code for a protein of 366 amino acids.
AAGGUCAGGGAAAGGGUUAGCUAACAUGCAAAGUAGCUAAAAAGUAGUAAGUAGUUGAAAAGUUGCUAAUUAGUUAAAAUGCUAAAGUUGUCUGUGAUGAGAUUAGAAUUCUCAACCUUUGGCUUAUGUAAUCAUCUGUUUAAUGUAACCAUACCAAACAUAACGUAAUAUAUCAUAACAUAUAAUAUUAUGGCCACCCGAGUGGCGCAGGUGUCUAAGGAACUGCAUCGCAGUGCUAGAGGCGUCACUACAGACACGGGUUCGAUCCCGGGCUGUAUCACAACCGGCCGUGAUUUGGGAGUACCAUAUGGCGGUGCACAAUUGGUCCAGCGUUGUCCGGGCUAGGGGACGGUUUGGCCGGAGUAGGUUUACAAGUAGGCCGUCAUUGUAAAUAAGAAUUUGUUCUUAACUGACUUGUCUAGUUAAAUAAAGGUUAAAAAACAUGGACUGUCUUGGAUUUACGAACAGAAUAAUACGAAAUGCUCUGCGACCAAGCUGAUAUUAGAGCCAAGUGGGACUUGGAUUUGGGUGUAAUCAUGAGAACUUAUUUGCAGAAACCAUUUUACAUUGGCGUUUGGUUGCUGUGCCGGAUCCUAUGGUGCUGAAUACGAUUUUUAUAUAUUUUUAAUUUUUUUACACACACACACACACACACACACACAUUCAAAUGGAGCCUGCUGACUCAGCAGUGUGAUACAUGAAUGUCCAGUCUGUUGUCUUUACUCACGUAUUAUCUUACACACACACACACCCUGUUGACCCACCUCUGGUAGUGUGUUAACUAAUUUUGUGUCGCAAUGUUUAGAUUUCAUGAAAAGUUGAGAGGAGUUCAACAGGAAAGGAUGAAUUGUCAGAAGAUGAUUACAGAUUGGAAGUCACUCAAAUACAUAAGGACUUUAAAAUGGAGACAUUUGCAGGGCCAGUGUUUGCCAGCUUGCGUCGCUCCCUGGGAAUGACAGAAAAGGAGUAUCAGCAUUCUCUCUCCUUCGAUGGCUCAUACCUGCAGUUCAUCAGCAACUCCAAAAGCAAGGCUGACUUCUUUCUGACGAACGAUAAGUGUUUUUUCUUGAAGACCCAGAAUAAGAGAGAGGUGAAAUUCCUCCUGUCCAAUCUGAGAAUCUACAUGGAGCACCUAGAGAAGUAUCCCCAUUCACUGCUGGUCAAGUUCUUAGGUGUCCACAGGAUAAACAUUUCCCAUAGGAGGAAGAAGUACUUUAUUGUAAUGCAGAGUGUUUUUUAUCCUGACGAUCGAAUAAAUGCCAGGUAUGACAUCAAGGGUUGUGAGGUGAGCCGGUGGACAGACCCCGCCCCUGAGGGUAGCCAGAUUAUUGUUGUCCUCAAGGACUUGAACUUCAAGGGCCAGUAUAUCACUCUGGACCAGCAGCGGCCGUGGCUGCUCCGGCAGGUGGAGAUUGACACGUCGUUCUUGCAGAGACUCAACGUGCUGGACUACAGCCUCCUGGUGGGCCAUCAGCCCCUGCACCAGGACGAACGCCACCAGGGCCUCUCUUUUGCCACCCUUAUCAUGCGCACAAAAAAGUCAGUGAUCACUGGCUCAAGCCCCACCCAUGCGGGCAAGCCCACUGUUCCAGGGGUGGUCCCAGAGGAAGACUCCAACCUGUCGGUGUCAGAGAUGGAUGGCGGGACAGGAAGUGGCAGCGUUGCCGAAUCACGGGGAGGAAGUGACCCGGGCAGUGCCCUUUCCGGGAGAACCUGUACUGAGCAGCCGGCCGGGUCGGUCACAGAUUCGAUGGUGCUCAGGGACUUCCAGGCCCAGAACCGUCGGCUGCUGCCCAACUUCAAGAACCCGCUACACGUCAUUGACGGACCGGAGCAUCGCUACUUUGUGGGCAUCAUUGACAUCUUCACUGUCUACAGCUUCAAGAAGAGGCUGGAGCAUUGGUGGAAGAGACUGCGGCACCCAGGGCAGGCCUUCUCCACCGUCAGCCCCACCUCUUACUGCCUUAGGCUCUGCCAGUGGGUACAGGACCACACCAAGUAGACUCAGAAAAAGGGGAGGAUGAGGAUGAUUAGUCCCAGUAGCAGACUGUCUGCCCAAGAACAAACGUUUGCAUGCACACAAGUUGGACACUGACCAGAGACAUGAAGCUAUGCUUUUAAAGCACUAUAAUUUCAGAUUGAUCAAGGAGCAGUUACUUUCAUGUUUCCACAUCUCCAGACCAAAGCUAAAACAAAUAUAAACCAUUAUAUACAAAUAUAAUAUUCACCAUCGCAAAUUCAUGGGUUUCCUUUUCAUAUUCUUUGUUAAGUAAACAUAGAAAAAGUUGCGACAUUUAUAAUCAAGUGCUAUGAAUUAAUUAGCUGAUUCUCCAAAGUAUAAUUGUUUUUUAAUUGUUGAAGUUCAAUUAGCAAGUGAAUGCUGAAAACCAAAAUAAUUGUGCAAAUUUGCCACCUGAUAUGGAUUUAUUUUUAUUUUUACAAUUGUACUUUGAAGUGUUUAUACCUGUGCAAUUUUGUUGUAUUUUUAAAAGCUGUGUUUUCACUGUUCAACUGACCAAGUGAAUAUACUCUCCCGAUAUGAUUGUGUAUAUAUAUAUAUAUAUAUAUAUUUUUUUUUUAAUUCUUUUUUUUUUUUGUAUUCUUUGUGCGGUCAUGGCAAGGUCAGUAUAAAGGGUUAACGUUUAAAAGUGAUGACAAACGGUAGUCAUAAAGGUUCUGUUCCCCUGCUCAGACAUUGCUGACGCAUGUCAGAUCUUACAAUGCCUGGAUAAGUAUUUUACAUAUCAGCUAACCACACCAUAUGUCAUAGCAAUCUGGUGCCCGACUGCACAGUCGAUGACGUGGCACGCAACCAUUGGUUGAUGCAUGCAAUGUCUGAACAGGGAAACACAACCUUUAUAAGACUGCCUGGUUCUUAUGAUGACCAACACAUUUUUUUAAAGGGAAAGUUCAAUUCUGGAAAUUGUAUCUUAUUUUUGACUUACCUAAGGAAGAACCUGGACACCCUAGGUAACACCGUAGGGAAGUUGAAAAUACACAAAUUGAACUAUCAGAAGGGAUAUUACUCACACUGCCCAGUUUUUAUGGUGAAAUGUAGGCUAAAGACUUAGUCUUGCUGUUAGAAAAUAUAACACAAAUGUGCUUUAAACCUCUUGAGGUGCUCCAUUCUGUACCUCACCCUCGACACCCUGUGUCAGUCAGGGAAAUAUGAGGAUUGUUUUUCACAACUCUGUCUGGGUCUGAAUGUUGUUUGAAAGUAAGGCACUGUAUUUACAGGGUUUAAGUUGUCUAGAAACAGAAAUCUAUUCUAUCCAUGAAUAGAAUUGACUUUACAUCCUAUUUGAAUGUAAGAUGUAGCAUAAAAAACAUCCACACAAAGUUGGGGAAAUAAAAUACCCUGAUUUGA